AUGGUGGGAGGCACACAGGAGGAGGAGGAGGAGGAGGGGGAGGAGGAGGAGGAGGAGGAGGAGGAGGAGGAGGAGGAGGAGGAGGAGGAGGAGGAGGAGGAGGAGGAGGAGGAGGAGGAGGAGGAGGGAGGAAAUGAGGGGAGGAGUGAAACACGAGGAACAGCGCCUCAAGAGCAGAGAGGGCAGAAGAGGGGAUUCGGAGAUGAGGGUGAGGUGAAGGGAGAGGCAGGGGCGUGCAGGAAGAGAGCAGGCGAUGGGAAAAGUGGAAGCAAGAAGGUGCGGCAGGGUGAAGCAACGGAUGCUGGGAUGAGGGAGAAACGGGGACAGCAUCGGCUAUCAGGAGCAUUUGGUGCUGAUUUGGCAGCAGCGACAGCAGCACAACCAUCAUUGGCAGCACAUGGCCUUCGCAUGCAUGCGCCAACAGCAUCUGAGCUGGCAUCUGCAGUCCACGUGGCACCUGCGCUGUCACCAGGAGUGAGGGAGGGGGCAGGGGCGAGGGGAGAAGCAGGAAGGGGCACACGACCAAUGCAGGUGCUACCAGCUUAUGAGCCCAGGGCGAUACGCUGUCCCCGCGCUUCUCUGCUUGCACGCUCACUGGCGGAGGAGAGUCUUUCCUCUUCCAUACUGACAGGGGCACCCCAAAGCUGCAGAGCUGCUGCUGUGGGGCCUGUGCUGGCAGAUGAUGGGAAUGUGGCCGGUCGGGCAGAUUCGGCUUGCCUGGAUGGUUUGACAAGUCAUUUUCUGGCUGGUCAGGAGAGUGCUACUGGGAACAUUUCUGGUCAAGAAAGUGUUUUUGAGAGGAUGUUGAGGCUUGUGGGUGGUGGAUUCGAGGGAUUUGGGCCAUAUGGAGGGCGGGUGCGAGGCAGAGGCAGUGGUAUGAUUGGGGAUGAUAGUGGCAUGCUGAAACAGCAGGAGACGGAGUUUCGGCAAGGACCAGAGCAGGGGGAGCAAGGCCAGGACUUGAAGCAGCAGCGGGGUGACGGUCUGCAGGAGCAGAAGCAGGAGAAGCAGGAGCAGCAAGGGCAGCAGGAGCAGCUGCAGCAGCGAGUGCAGCUGGGGGAGCAAUAUUCGGAUUUGGUGCAUCUGCAGGUGGUGCUGCAGCAGCCAGGAGCAUUGGAAGCUACAAGAAGCUUGUUUCUUUGCUGCUCUCCUGCGAUCCCUGUUGCUGAACUUAUUGAGAGGGCCAUCAAUGAGCCAUUAUAG
Molecule: messenger RNA, 1203 nt
Organism: Closterium sp. Yama58-4
Lineage: Eukaryota; Viridiplantae; Streptophyta; Zygnematophyceae; Desmidiales; Closteriaceae
Source: the annotation of a GenBank genome assembly